AUGGUUAUACAGAACCAAGCGACGAUGUGCUACCACAAACGCGACCCCCGAGCGAGCAGACACAGAGCGGACGAGCACUCACAAAAAAUAGCUUUUGUUCAGGAUAGCCCGAGAAGCCUGACGAGGCAGGCAGGACAUCUAUCGUCACCCGCGGAGUUCACAAGAAGCCAUGGCCCCAACACUGACGAACUUUGCAAAGGACCUGUCGAAUCUAUCACGCCAACUGCUCCGGAAAGUUAUGCCGCCGUCUCGAUAGCUUCUGCACAUGGAAACAAAGCCCCGAUCUAUCAUGGAAUUGCUGAAGUUAAGCAUCGCAGAAACGCCGAAGCCGGUCCUCCGCCAGAAGGCCUUAGGCCGCCGCUGCCGUCCGCGCUGCAGCAGCAAUCGCGAGACAUCCACAAACUGAGCCUUAUCCAAGCAUUUUUGGACCCAAAGCUCCCAAGCCGAGGGUGUAGCGGGCCGAAGCAACGGUCCCUUGAUCCAUUACUUGUUCCUCACCCCGGUGGUUCCGCACCCCCGUCACGUCUGAUGCGAAUUCACACGCCUCCAACAGCGGCAGCGGCGGCAGUAACGACUCGUCCAGGUUCAAAGUCCCAUGGCACCAAACGCACCACCUCUGCACGCAAGGACGCGACGAUUGGCGUCAAUUGCCAAAUCAGGCAUGUGCCCCGCCUUGUGGACGCUACACGGACGCAUGCCGUACCACACGAAAUGCACGCGACAUUUUCGGACACAGCUGACGUGUGCCAUUGGACGGCUUCCUGCGGUAACUCACCGGUCUCUGGCGAUGUACGACAAGCCACAAACGGCGCCCUGGGGACCUGCAGCCUUCCAGCUGACGGCAGAGCCCAAGAGCCGUCCGUGAGGCGGCCCACGGCAGGGUUGUCGUACAACGCAUCGGCGGGCGGCACCGGUGUUCAUACCACCAUGGCGGGAUGUACGACUGACUGUAGAAUUAUGGGGGGUGAUACGGCUAUGUGCAUAACCGCAGCGGGCGAUACGGCUGUCUGUACAACAAUGGCGGGCGGCCUCAGCCCGGACCCAGCCGCCGCCGGCAGCUACCUGCGAAAGACCGACCAUUUCGGUGCUGGCAGUGGCACCUGCUCCCGCAAUGCCAUGCAUGCAAUCGUCUGCUCAGACAGUCAGGACACUGCCAUGUUCACAACAAUGGAUGUGGGACUCGAUCCAGGGAUUUCAGCAAGAGGAUUCCUUUCCUCAGGCGGCUCAGGCCAGGGACUCUAUGACGCAUACAACCCCAGCGAAGGCGAGAUCGUGAUAAUUGACUUGAACACUUGGGUUAUGCCAGAUAUGUCUGAUGAGUCACACACACGCUGCGUCUGGCCGGUGGUAUGUGGCCGUCGGGACGGCAGCGGGAAUACCGGCGAAUGUGGGGGCGGUGCCGUUACAGCACCCAUCGCUAGCGGCCCAGGCGCCGCCGCCGGGGCGGCAGCGACCACCGCUAGCGGCGGCAGCGCCGCCACCAGAGCCGCGCACACUAGGUUGGGUGUGUAUCUCCGGCCUCAUGAGGGGUGGGCUGCCGGCGGCGGCAAGGAUGCUGGCGGCAGCUGGGACGGCUGCGCUGGUGGGGAGUGGAGUUGCCGACAGGGCUUCAUGCUUGCGACGGCGACGGCGGCCGCAGGCGACGGGGAGGAGGAGCGGGAGAAUCCUGCAGCAUCGAACGGCAUAUUGACAUUAUUGGAAACGCAGCCACUCCACGACGCGGCUGCCGCGGCCGCUGCCUUCCCUGCAGCAGCUGCCAUCGCCUGCCGUGCACACGCGGCACCUUGCGCCCGUGGCGCUUAUGCUCUGGGCCCCACCGCAGGGAGCUCAGCCCGGUGCGAUCCGACUGCGACUGCCCGACCUAGACGCUCUGCUCGGAGCUCAAACGCUGUGGAUGAGGUUUCUGGCGAGGCAGUCGCCAAGGCCGACACCACACUUACUUUGGCAGGAGGUGUCUCCGGCUUGACCGAGGUCGGGGGUUCGAGUCCAGCCAGCGGCACCUGCCCUGAGGGCACUAGCCCCACUGCGGCUCUGCUGCCCCGCAGUGACCCGGCGUCUAGGACGGCUAGCAGCAAGUGGCUCCAGGGGGCCAUGGAAGAUGGAUUGGACCGAUCAUCACCUGCUGUCGAUGCCAAGCUGUUUGGUGCAAUCCAGUGUGCAGCAUGCCAGAUGUACAGCUGCUCGUACAGCGGAUAUGAUCACUCGUCGUACCGAGGGGACCUGAACGGCCUGCUCCUGCGGUCCAUUGAAUCGUACGGCGGUACGGGCAUCGUCACCUUCCGAGCGACCUCUCCCUGUGGUAAGACGCUGACGGCCAAGGUGACGGAGCUUCCGCACGGCAUGGACCUAUCGUACAUUUCUUUUGUUGCCAGCAGCGGUUGCGGCGCUGACGGUGCGGCAACGCUAGCACCAGCACCAGCGGUGGUGGACCUCCCUGCUGAGUUGCCGUCAGCAGUAGCGUCAACGGCUGCCGCCACAAUCGCAAUGGCAACGACCGAUGCCUGGAAUACGGACUUGGACCCGGGCAUCUGGGCUGGAGCCCUGCAGAGUGCCGCUGACAUUGCGUGGCUGAUGUACCUCAGCCAUCCGAACAUUGCAAGGAUCCACUUAUGGCGCAACGGAGUGUAUCUGAAGCCGUGCAAGGCCACAGCAAGCAAGGACGCCCAAACGACCAACACCACAGACGCCGCCGCCACCACUACUAUUACAACGGAAGUUACAGCCGCAGCUGCGAUGGCUGCCAACGCAAGCUUUGGAAAAGCAUCAGGCGUGCUAUCGCUGCGCCUCGACAUCGAUGGCGACUGCAAUAGGGAACGGAAUGGCCGUGCACCAGUUGACGGAGCUGGUACGGUGGCCACCGUUGGCCAGAGCGCAGGUGCUGACGUCAGCGUUGCCGCUGACGCGGCCGCCGACGCCGACACAAAUGCAACUACCGGCACCAGCUCGCCAGUCUGUUUGGUGCUUGUGACCUCUUGUGACUUGGGCAGCCUCCGAACGGCGCUCGAUAAGGGGCUCUUUGGGCGCCAUCGUGCAUGUGGCGAGCCUGCCCGCUCGGCGCGGGUGGUGGACUGGAAGGCUAUCCUACAUACCCUCCUAGACGUCGCGCGAGCGCUGCGGUACCUGCACGGCAAGCAUAUCGUACACAGGUCUCUGCAGCCGGACGCAGUACAGCUGUACUCUAACGGCAGCGACCCACGCGGCUUCACGGCCAAGCUGGCAGAGUUUGGGCUGGCAGUGCGGUUGCACCCGCACCCGCAGCAGCAGAAGUCUGAGCCACUGGCAAGUCACGGCAAAACCAGGUUUGAGCGGGAGGAGCAGCGGCAACAGCAACAGCAAGGGCGGGGGGAAGCAUCCGAGAGGACUUCCGCCAUUGGUCCCCUGCACAGCAUUCCACCAGAGGCUUUUCAAGGUACGGUAGUCAUGUAG
Molecule: messenger RNA, 3426 nt
Organism: Volvox carteri f. nagariensis
Lineage: Eukaryota; Viridiplantae; Chlorophyta; Chlorophyceae; Chlamydomonadales; Volvocaceae
Exons: 9
Coding region: 1-3426 (1141 amino acids)
Biological process (GO): protein phosphorylation
Molecular function (GO): ATP binding; protein kinase activity
Source: RefSeq, a predicted model, not a curated record